Polistes dominula (European paper wasp) is the source of this 1522-nucleotide messenger RNA. RefSeq names its product antichymotrypsin-2. NCBI's taxonomy places the organism in Eukaryota, Metazoa, Arthropoda, Insecta, Hymenoptera, Vespidae. Gene Ontology annotation, molecular function: serine-type endopeptidase inhibitor activity. The record is from RefSeq and is a predicted model, not a curated record.
UGUUAUAUAGAUAUGUGUUUUACUUUCAUAAUACGCUGAAAGUGCUUUUUCCUUUGGUAUUUCUGUUCAUCGAUUAGUAUGAUAAUAUCAAUGAAAUACACUCACAUACUGAAUCAAAACGUAUUACCUACUUCUUUAUUUUUCCUUAUCCUGUUUGGAAUUAUAUGUGUAUCCUCUGAAGAGAUGUCUACCCAGAAGGAAGAAAAUACUUUGCAAAAAGUAGCAAACUCAUGUUGCUUUUUUUCUAGUAAUUUUUACAAGAUACUCUCAAAUGAAUUUGAUGGCAAUGUUAUUACUUCGCCAUUUAGUUUACAUACUAUACUGUCUCUACUUCAUCAUGGAUCAAAAGGAGUAACAUCUAACGAAUUAGAAACUGUUCUUUAUCAAAAUGGUGCUGAUGUUCCUCACGAUGAAAUAAAAUCUUUAAUUUCUACAUUAAAUGAUAUAAAGGAUGUAGAAUUACAAAUAGCCAAUGCUAUAUAUAUACAAGAUGGUUUUGAAAUAAUUAAUGAAUUUACUACAGUGAGCACAGAUGUUUUCAAUUGUGACUUAUCUGUAAUAAAUUUCAAAAAUAAAUUACAAGCAUUUAAUGAAAUUAAUUCAUGGGUCAAGAAAGCAACAAGAGAUAAGAUUUCUAAUAUUCUUUCCAUGGACGAUAUUGACGAUUAUACGAGAGCAGUUCUAAUAAAUGCAGUUUAUUUCAAAGGUUAUUGGCUGCAUAAGUUUGAUGAUAAAUUAACUAAACAAAUAUUUUUUCACGCAACUAAAACAGAUAAAAAGUUAGUACCAAUGAUGUACAAACAAACCAAAUAUGUUUAUGGAGAAAUUCCACGUUUAGAUGCACGUUUCAUUGAAAUACCAUAUUUAAAUAAAGAUAUUACAAUGAUAAUAUUAUUACCUAAUGAUAUUGAAGGGCUUCAAUCUCUGGAACAAAAUUUUAAAUGGGAAGAUAUUUCUGAAGCAUCAAGUAAUGAAAUAGAUAUUGCAUUAACUCUUCCACGCUUUAAAUAUGAAGUUACAAUUAAUCUGGAAAAUAUUUUACGCAAGUUGGGCUUAAAUUCCAUGUUUGAAGAUAAUGCAGAUUUUGGUAAACUUACAAACGAGCCUGUAAAAAUAAGUAAAAUAUUACAAAAAGCUUUCAUUGAAGUUAACGAGGAAGGUUCAGAAGCCGCUGCAGCUACAGUCGGUAUAGUCAGACUUAGAAGAGCAUUGAUAGAUUUUCCAGAAGAGUUUUUAGUCAAUCGUCCAUUUUUAUUUAUUAUUAAUCACAAACCAAGUAAAAUACCAAUAUUCUUGGGUAGUGUUAAAGAUAUCUACAUUCCAAUGGAAAAAGAUGAACUAUAAAAUAGUUAUAUUAUUUACAUCAUAGGUAUUUAUGGUAUUUGCUUAUAAAAUAUUUUUCAUAAAAUAUAGAAUAUAUAUUUGCUAUUUUAAUAAUUCCUUCUUGUAUAAAGAUAAUUAAGUUAAUUUGUAUUGUAUAUCGCACAUUUUAUGUAGAAUUAACAAAUAUUCUGUACUUAUA